UGUUUCAACUGAUCAAGUCCCUUCAGAAGAAUCCUUGCUGAAGAAGACAACCAAAAAAAAAAAAAGGCAACCAACAUACAUUACACCUAUGAAAUAUCUUUUACUGCAUCAUAUUUCGAAAGGUGUGUUAAAACACCUACCUUUCGUUGACUGAACUUCCCACUUUCGGAGAGCAGGUUUUUCAUGUAUUGAGCUUUAAAAAAAGUGUGCAAUUAAACAUAUGAGAUAUUGAUCCUUUAUGCUGAAAUAUAUUGAUUAAAACUCAACUUUUUGAGACUUUAUUUCAUGGAUGGAGAAGAACCACAUUUCCACUACUGCCAGUGUUCUGCCGAGAUUUCAUCCAACCCGAAAUGCAUGGGCGAAUUUAGGAUGGAUUUUUUCUAGUAUUCCUGGGUUUGAAAAAGAUCACCCAUACGUGUUUGUGUUCCCUUCUACGAAUCCAAAGGCAGGUUGCAUUUUCAAGCUUUUCCACAAUCCUAAACUUGAGUCUUCGUUUCUUGAGAUUUCCAAGUGCGAUGACCUUGUUCUAAGCAAUGUUUCUAUCUCUGCGAUUCAACCAGUCGAGUUAAGCCACGUCGACUUAUGCAUCUGGCGCGAUGUUCCCACAGACACGAAUGCACUCCUUGGGUUGUACCGUGAAGGAAGUGCUCCCUUGAAGGUUGGCGAAUUUCUUUCGGAUAUUAUUCAGGUUGUCCAGUGUAUCCCUGUAACACAAGGUUACAUUACAUCUCAUACCCAAGUAAAAAUCCAAGUUGUACCUGAUACAAAUCCUUUACCUUCCUUUGAAGACCUGUCAUUACUUUCUACAAAGGAACCAUUUUUUAUAUCUGUUGCUACGGAGCUUCUGGUUGAAGAGUUGAACAUAUCUACGGAGGCCGAUUGUUCCUUUGCGAAAUGCUACAAUGCUUUUUUGCAUCCUAUAUCGCUGUCUUCGCAAGGAAAAAGGAAGGGCUCUUGGAUCAAGCUUAAAACACUUCAAGGUAAUUUCAUUUAUGCCAAGGCUAUUCCUACAUGUGAUAUCGCUGAAAAUGUCGUCCGAAUGCCUCCAACCCUUUCUUCACUUCUCAGAGAAAAUGAGACCAGUUGUAUUUUGGAUAUGGAUUCUCCAACAGUUGUUACUGCGAAAAAGAUAAGAUUAAGAUGUAUUUCUAUCCCUUUUCCUUUGGAUACUACUUUACACAAAAAAGUUUUGGAUUUUGCGCGGGAGGUACUUUGCCGUGGAACUGAAUUAUACCCUAAGACUAUGUUCACACUGUGCAUAGAUAACAAGUCAAAUUAUUUUCAUGAUUUCCAUGUUCCUUUUAAUGAAUCUUCGCAGUUCGUUUGGUUCAUGAUGGAUGAGGUUGAUGCUCCAGCAGGAGAGAUCUACUUCAUUGAUCAUUCUACUGAAGUCGAAGUUUAUAUCAAUAAGACUUUGAGCUUCCUUCCAUCUCUUAAAAAAAGGCUCCUUCCAUUCGUUACAACUAAUGCUGUCUCGCGAAAACUAUACAAUAUGCUUAAAGCCCUCUAUUUGCGUCCCCAUUCGUCAGUACAUCACCCGUUUUACAUAAUAUCAGGAUGGAAAUUUUUAGAAAUGAACGAGAUUGUUUCAUGUAUAUCUUCUAACCUGGGAGUUCCAUUGUUUUCGGUUUCUUGUUACGACCUUGUUGACUUGGACAGAAAAAAAGUUGCUUCAAAAAUAACUGAAUUUUUGAAGCCUUUAGAAUGUUAUCCUUAUGGACUUAUUGUUGUCAAGGAUUUAAACGUUCUAAAUUUACCGAUUGAAGGUUCUUCUAACAAUGUUAAUCCACAGAUAAUCACGAUUUUUAAAGAAGUAUUGGAUUCAUUCUGUAACAAUCGGUUCGCUAUUGUUGGAGCCGCCACAAACAUUGAUUCUAUUCCUGAGGAAAUUAUGGCAGAAUCCUUUUACGAAUUCACUUUUUCCAAUUUAACUGAUGAAGAAAGACUGGAACUACUUAGAAUACUAUCUAAGGACUUCCAUAUUGAAAAAAGCGUUAAUUUUAUGGAAAUAGCAAAGGCAACGAGUGCGUUUUCCUUAUCUCAGCUAAGUGCUUUGGUUGAAACUUCAUUAUUAAGGGCAAUAAGGCGUCUUAAAGAAAAUAGUUACCUUGAUUUUUCAAUUCAAAGCUCUGGUCCUACAAUAUUACAGGAUGACAUUUAUAAAGAAAUUGACGUUCACAGAAAAGAAGCUGUUAAUGGCGAAUUUAAAGUUCCAAAAGUAAAAUGGGAAGACGUCGGAGGUCUAGAGGAAGCAAAGAAUAUUUUGAAAGAUACUUUGCAACUACCUUUACUAAGACCAGAACUUUUUGACAAGGGAGUAAAUAUUCGAGCUGGUGUUUUAUUGUAUGGACCACCAGGAACAGGAAAGACGCUACUGGCCAAAGCUGUAGCUACGGAAUUAUCUUUAAGUUUUUUGAGUGUGAAAGGACCAGAACUUCUGAAUAUGUAUGUUGGUGAAUCAGAAGCUAACAUGCGUGAAAUCUUUACAAAAGCCAGAAAUGUUGCACCUUGUAUAAUUUUCUUUGAUGAACUGGAUUCAGUUGCCCCUAAAAGAGGCAAUUCUAGCGAUAGUGGGAACGUCAUGGACAGAAUAGUCAGUCAACUUUUAGCAGAACUUGAUGCAGUUCAAAAAUCAGACGAAUUCGUAUUUGUUGUCGGGGCCACCAAUCGUCCAGAUCUGCUGGACCCUUCACUUCUUCGCCCAGGACGAUUUGAUAAAAUGGUAUAUCUUGGAAUCAAUUCUACGAUAGUUGCUCGUGAAAAAGUCCUUCGAACAAUCACCAGAAAAUUUAAGUUAGGGGAAGACGUCGAUUUCCAUGUUAUUGCAAAGCAAUGCACAAAUAACUUAACAGGAGCUGAUCUUUAUGCUCUGUGUGCAGAUGCUCUUUCCCUAGCUUUAAAACGGAAAACAACAGAGGUUGAAGAGGCUGUCAGAAACUCAGAUAUAUAUGCUUCUAUUGAAGAUUUCCUACAUGCGCAUGAGGACCAAGAUGUUCUUGAUCUUCGAAUACAACAAUAUGAUUUUGAAGUUGCGCUGCAAAAGCUAAACCCUAGUGUAUCUGAAUUGGAAUUGGAACACUACAGUCGUUUAAAAGAACAGUUUCAAAAUGAUUACAAAGGCACGGGAUAAAAUCUGAAUAUAUAGACUGCUCGUAAAUAUUAGACCUGCACUCGUUGUUCGAUUCGUUUGAGCCUUUUUUACGAAUUAACUUGCAAGCAGAAUCUGUUUCAAUGAAAGUCGUUUUAAAAUCGUUUAAUCGGAUUCCAUGCACAUCAAUAACCCCUGCAUUAGUUGAGAUUGAGUCUCAGGCCCAUUGUAUUCCAACACUUUUUGAGCAGUCGAGGUCUCUUUUGAUAAUUGUUCAAGUACAUUUAACAAAUCUUUACCGUUCUCUUUGUCAACGGAUUGUAAAUGAGUUUGUAUGCAAGCCAUAUUGGCAGCCAUUUCAUUACCAAUAGCUUCUAAUUCAGACAAGAAAUGCUGGCACAAAGUUUCCACUAACAUACUUUCAUUCUUGAAAUCAGAAGUAGAAUUGGAGUUAUUGUUUUGUAAAUCACGGAAGUCAUGUUGCUCCGUCUUUUUUGUACACUCCUCCAGCAAGUGAUUUGAAAAGGCAAUCACUUCCAAUUCUUGUUUAUCAGAAUAUUUUUCAAAUUGUUUUAUAUAGCUGUUCGCGUUUGAAAGUGACUUUUUAACCAUAAUGAAUUACACAGAUAAAAUUACUCGUGGUUGGUUCUUGGCAAGGAUAUACGCGUCCGAAUCUUUGGUACACAAAUAAUCGCAUCCAUAUUUCAGUUCUACUAGUACUACUUUUAAGAGUUAUAUAA
Messenger RNA from Schizosaccharomyces cryophilus OY26, 3828 nucleotides. Its product is annotated as peroxin-6. Gene Ontology annotation, cellular component: cytosol; peroxisomal membrane. The record is from RefSeq and is a predicted model, not a curated record. The transcript has 2 exons. Bases 290 to 3130 code for a protein of 946 amino acids. Gene Ontology annotation, biological process: protein import into peroxisome matrix. NCBI's taxonomy places the organism in Eukaryota, Fungi, Ascomycota, Schizosaccharomycetes, Schizosaccharomycetales, Schizosaccharomycetaceae. Gene Ontology annotation, molecular function: ATP hydrolysis activity; ATP binding.